Lepus europaeus (European hare) is the source of this 1008-nucleotide messenger RNA. It is a transcript of the gene LRRC55, whose product is annotated as leucine rich repeat containing 55. NCBI's taxonomy places the organism in Eukaryota, Metazoa, Chordata, Mammalia, Lagomorpha, Leporidae. The record is from RefSeq and is a predicted model, not a curated record. Gene Ontology annotation, cellular component: voltage-gated potassium channel complex. Bases 58 to 1008 code for a protein of 316 amino acids. The transcript has 2 exons. Gene Ontology annotation, molecular function: voltage-gated potassium channel activity; transmembrane transporter binding; potassium channel activator activity.
CUUUGUGACUCGGGCCCCUGAUGUAGCUGCCUUCCUGUGCCACUGACUCUCGGUUCCAUGGACACAACCUCCAUGGGCUCCCUUCAGUACUGCUGUUGGCAGCUGCCUGAGACAGGUGACACCUGGACCCAGCUGCCGUGGCCUGGGCCCGCUCACCCAGCCAUGCUGCUCAUCUCCCUCCUCCUAGCAGCCGGCCUGAUGCACUCGGAUGCCGGCACCAGCUGCCCAGUCCUGUGCACGUGUCGCAAUCAGGUGGUGGAUUGCAGCAGCCAGCGGCUCUUCUCCGUGCCCCCGGACCUGCCGAUGGACACCCGCAACCUCAGCCUGGCCCACAACCGCAUCGCGGCCGUGCCCCCCGGCUACCUCACGUGCUACAUGGAGCUCCGAGUGCUGGAUUUGCGCAACAACUCCUUGAUGGAGCUGCCCCCGGGCCUCUUCCUCCAUGCCAAGCGUUUGGCACACCUGGAUCUCAGCUACAACAACCUCAGCCAUGUGCCGGCUGACAUGUUCCAGGAGGCCCAUGCGCUCGUGCACAUCGACCUGAGCCACAACCCGUGGCUGCGGAGGGUGCACCCCCAAGCCUUCCAGGGCCUCCUGCAGCUCCGAGACCUGGACCUCAGCUAUGGGGGGCUGGCAUUCCUCAGCCUUGAGGCCCUGGAGGGCCUGCCCGGGCUGGUGACCCUGCAGAUAGGAGGCAACCCCUGGGUGUGUGGCUGCACCAUGGAGCCCCUGCUGAAGUGGCUGCGGAACCGGAUCCAGCGCUGCACAGCAGAUUCUCAGCUGGCUGAGUGCCGGGGUCCCCCAGAAGUGGAGGGUGCUCCCCUCUUCUCACUCACCGAGGAGAGCUUCAAAGCCUGCCACCUGACCCUGACCUUGGAUGAUUACCUCUUCAUCGCAUUUGUGGGCUUCGUGGUCUCCAUCGCGUCCGUGGCCACCAACUUCCUCCUGGGCAUCACAGCCAACUGUUGCCACCGUUGGAGCAAAGCCAGUGAAGAGGAGGAGAUCUGA